AUGGCGACAAAGAAGCCCCAAUUGGAGCCAAUGCCCGCAAGCCUGCUGAGCACGAAUAGGGUCAUCAACGAGACGAAAGCGAGUACUGGGGACAACCGCAUCGUUGUCAUCAUAUACGGACAAGAACAAGAGAAGAUCGUGGCUGUCUUUGCCGACGUCCUAGGAAAACCAUACCGGCUGGCUCCAAAUUUCUCUGCGGUGGGGCAGGAGGACCACGGGACCGUGAUAGGGAUCGCCACUAUUGAUGCGAAAGGGGAUGUUGGGGCUAGGAAUAGGACUCUUAUGGUGGCCAUUAACGCGCAUUGCGUCAACCUGGGAAUGCCUCCAGACGUCGACCUCUCAGCGGCCUCGGACUAUGAGUUCUUGUACACAGAGUCGCCAUUUUUCCGGAAGGACCUUUCGCGCUUCAUUGCAUUUACUCUCGGACAGAUCAGUCAUCACGAAGCGCUGAUUACAAAACCAAGGACCUAUUUCAUCUCCACUACUUUUCCCGAUGUCCGGACAGCGCUUUCAAAUCUGGAUAUUCUUUCGGUGGGGUCAGAUGCUGUCGAGAUACGUGUAGAUCUCUUGAAGGAACCUUUACCGGAUGGAACUUACGGCUCAGUACCGAGCAUGAGUUAUGUGGGAGAGCAAGUCAUGCUUCUCAGGCAACGGACUGAGCUACCCAUCAUCUUCACCACACGUUGUACACGUGAGAAUGGUCGAUUCCCCAUGGACAACCCGGAGCUGUACUACCAGUACCUUUACCGAGCUAUACAGUGGGGCUGCGAAUACAUCGACGUCGAGGUAUGGUUACCGGAAGACAUUAGACGCCGACUAUUCGAGCAGAGAGGCAACAGUCGGAUCAUCUCUGCCUUUCACGAUUUUUCGGGGACCUUCAAAUGGCCGUCCGCCGAAGCCCAAUCCAUCUUUCAGGAGUCAAGGAAGUACGGCGAUGUUGUCAAGAUGAUCACUAUCAUCAACUCGAUGUCCGAGAACUAUGAGCUCGAAUACUUCCGCUCUCAGAUCAAGGCAAACAAUCCCGAUGGUCCACCGCUAUCCGCCGUCAACAUGGGGCGACUCGGCCAACUCUCUCGAGCGCUCAAUACGGUCUUCAGUCCCAUCACCCACCCUCUGCUACCCAUCGUAGCAGCACCCGGCCAGAUGAGCGCAGCAGAGAUCAAUGGCGCACUAAGUACCAUGGGCCAGCUCCCCAAGAAAAACAUCUAUGCCAUCGGCACCUUCCGCUCGACGCCCCAAGCGACCUUCUUUGAAAAAUGCUUUAACGAGCUCGGUCUCCCUCACAAUUUCCAGUCUGUCGAUCGCGGCGCCCGAGGCUCAGUCGAAGCUUAUUGCCUCCAACCCAACUUCGGCGGCGCUUACAUCAACCCAGCGCUCAAUGCCUCACAGCCAUACAUUCCGCAUCUCACAGACGCCGCUCGAACUAUCGGUGUUGUCGACACCAUCGUCGUUCGAGGCGAAGGCGCAUCCUCGCUUUUCGUCGGCGAUAAUGCUACCUGGAAAGGCAUCCGCGCGACCCUGACCCGUGACUUUGCGCCAUCGGCGUACAAGGACCGCGCUGCUAUCAUACUCAGCAGUAAUGGUGAUGACGCCGCGAGCAUCAUAUUCGCCCUCCGCAGCCUCAACAUCGGCAAAAUCUACACCGUCGGCUUUAAAGCCCACGCACCGCUCGCGGCUGGCAUCGAACCGUUCACGUCCAUCGAGUCGGUACAGCGCGUCGACCAGCCAUUCGCCAUCAUCUCGGCCUUGCCGCCGGAAAAAUCGCAUCUGGUCCAGCCCCUCCUCCGGCACUUCGGCAAGCCGUCUCGGAGCGGAGCUUCGACCCCGAACAGCGGCCGCAGUAGCAGCAGCAGUGCCCUAAGCGGCAGAGAUGGCGGGAAGGGCAAGGUGUUUGUGGAUCUGGCGCACGGGCUGCGGAAGAGUGACCCUCUGGCCGUGGCGGAACGGAGCGGCUGGACGGCGUACGGGGUCAUGGACACGAGCGCUUUCACGACGGUCGAGACGUUGCGGCUGCUGGUCGGGCAGAACGUGCCGUAUAGCUUUGUUCGGCUGGCGAGUGGGAGGGGCUUGUACUGA
Messenger RNA from Drepanopeziza brunnea f. sp. 'multigermtubi' MB_m1, 2076 nucleotides. RefSeq lists its product as uncharacterized. NCBI's taxonomy places the organism in Eukaryota, Fungi, Ascomycota, Leotiomycetes, Helotiales, Drepanopezizaceae. Gene Ontology annotation, molecular function: 3-dehydroquinate dehydratase activity. The record is from RefSeq and is a predicted model, not a curated record.